Arachis stenosperma is the source of this 3545-nucleotide messenger RNA. Its product is annotated as receptor-like protein EIX1. The transcript is spliced from 3 exons. NCBI's taxonomy places the organism in Eukaryota, Viridiplantae, Streptophyta, Magnoliopsida, Fabales, Fabaceae. The record is from RefSeq and is a predicted model, not a curated record. Gene Ontology annotation, molecular function: protein binding. The coding region runs from base 2 to 3349 and encodes 1115 amino acids.
UAUGUUUUAUAUGCCACUGAAAAUGAAAUUUAGAUACCAAAAUUUUGCUGCAUGUGCAGUACUGGUACUUGUGAUGGUAAUGGCUGAAAUUGCACAAAUUUGUGCAAAUUCAAGUAAUACUCUGCACUCUCCAUGUCUUGAAAGAGAGAGGCAAGCUCUUGUGAAGUUCAAAGCAUCCCUGAAUGAUUCAUCAAACCUGCUUUCCUCCUGGCAUGGCCAUGACUGCUGCCGAUGGAAAGGGAUCGGCUGCGACAAUGUUACCGCUCACGUUGUCAUGCUUGAUCUUACCACUCCUUAUGUGAAAUGCUUGAGAUCCAUGAGUGGCGACUACGAUUAUGGCCGUUUACACAAUCGAUAUUUAGAAGCUGUGAAUGUUGUUUAUUCAUCGCUGCUGGAAUCCAUGAGGCACGACUACGACUGUGGCCUUUUAUACAAUAAAUAUCUAAAAGCUGGGAAUGUUAAUUCGUCCCUACUGGAACUGGAAUACUUGACUCAUUUGGACUUGAGUGGAAAUCACUUCUAUCAGAGUCCCAUACCGAUGUUCAUUGGUUCUAUGCAACACCUCAGGUAUUUGUCCCUCUCUUAUGCUGGUUUUGGCGGGAGAAUACCCAACAAUCUUGGAAAUCUCACCGACCUCCACUUUCUUGAUCUGAGUUGGAAUGAAUUUUCACCAAACAGCAACAUCAAUUGGAUUUCUCAAUUGCCAUUGCUGGAACACCUUGAUAUAAGCUCUAUUUACACUUGGUUUCAGGUUAAUAUUAUUAAUCUCACCGUCAGUGCUCCUAAACUUCAAUUCCUAAGUCUUGCCAACAAUGGACUUAAUGUGCCAAAUUUGGAUGCUUUUCAAAACAUGACAUCUCUUGUGCAUCUUGGUCUUGGUGGGAACAAUCUAUCAUCACUUUCAUCUUGGUAUGGCAACUUCAAGAAACUUGAGUAUCUUGAUCUUUCAAGCUGUGUGCUUCAUGGUCCAAUUCCAAAUGCUUUCCAAAAUGCAACUUCCAUUGAAUUUUUAGACCUUUCUGAGAAUAAUUUUGACUCUCUUCCAUCCUGGUUUCACAAGUUUGAGAAACUCAAGCAUCUUUAUCUUUCAUCUAAUAACUUCCAGGGUCCAAUUCCAAAUGUUUUACAAAAUAUGACUAUCAUUGAGUCCCUUGACUUUUCUCACAAUUCUUUCACUUCAGUUCCAUCUUGGUUUGUUGAGUUAAGGACACUUGUCUACCUAGAUCUUUCAAGUAAUAAAUUAACAUCCAUGAAAUGUUCCAUUUCAUCCAUUUUGAAAAAUAAUUGUCACCUAUAUAGGUUUGAUUUAUCAAAAAAUAGACUCCAAAAAGAAUCCAUUGGAAACAAUGAUUUGUCUACAUGCAUUAGACAUGAUUUGGAGAAUCUAGACUUGAGUGGAAAUAGAUUUAAUGAUCAUUUGCCAUCUUGGUUAGGACAACUUGAAAAUCUAGUCUUCCUUUUUCUCCAAGAUAAUUUUUUCUGUGGUCCCAUUCCAUCUUCUUUUGGAAAAUUACUGAAUUUGAAAAUGUUAUAUUUACCCAACAACAAGUUAGAAGGAGACAUUCCUGAUUUCAUGGGACAACUUGUAAAUUUACAAGUCGUGGAUCUUUCGAAAAAUUCAUUUAACGGAACAAUUACUCAAAAUCUUGAGCAACUUGUAAAUUUACAAUUUCUUGAUGUCUCAAAUAAUUAUCUAACGGGAUCCAUUCCUUCGAGUCUUGGUCAACUUGUAAAUCUAAUUAGCCUUGAUUUUUCAAAUAACCAUUUAGAAGGAACCAUUCCUACAAGUCUUAAUCAACUUUUAAAAUUAAAUAACCUUGACCUUUCAAGGAAUAAACUAGAUGGUAGAAUUUGUAUUGACUUUCAAAAACUUGUGAAUCUAUCAUACUUGGAUCUAUCUUCAAACAAUUUGGACGGAACCAUUACAGUGGAAGAAAGUAGGCCUUUGGUUAUCUCAGAUAUGGUGUAUUUGAAUCUUUCCCAUAAUCAACUCAGUGGCUCACUUCCUGAAGAUAUUGGUCAUAUAAUGCCCAAUUUGUGGAACUUGCUACUAGGAAAUAACCUCAUAAAUGGUUCAAUUCCAAAAUCAUUGUGCCAAGUUGAUGAUUUGAGUAUCCUUGACCUUUCAAAGAACAGACUAUCUGGUAAAAUCCCCAAUUGUUGGAAGGAUAACGGAGAAUGGGAAGAAAUAAAUUUGUCAUCCAACAAACUCACAGGUACUUUUCCAAGCUCAUUUGGGAAUCUUUCCUCUUUGUCAUGGUUGCAUUUGAACAAUAACAGCCUUCAUGGAGAGUUUCUAGCGUCUGUGAGAAAUUUGACGCAAUUGUUGAUCAUGGAUCUCGGAGAGAAUCAACUUUCUGGCAUCAUCCCGUCAUGGAGUGCUAAUACAUUUUCUUCACUACAAAUUCUAAGAUUGCGGCAAAACAUGUUGAAUGGUAGCAUUCCUUCACAGAUAUGUGAACUAUCAUCACUUAAAAUCUUGGACCUUUCUCGCAACAAUUUAGAUGGUUCAAUACCUCGGUGCAUAGGCAAUCUUCGAGGAAUGACUCUUGAGGCUCCCACUUUGUCUCCUCCUUCACCUGUUGCUGAAGGUCCCACUUUGCCUCUUGAUUUACAUGAUGCUGAAGAAUCUUCUCAGGGAUAUUCUCCUGUAAAAGAUUGGAAGGCUGAGGAAGUCAAAGAAGUCGUGAAAGGAAGAGAACUUGACUACAUAAGAAUCUUGAAGCUUGUAGUCAUCAUGGAUUUGUCCGAGAAUAAUUUAGUUGGCUCCAUUCCAAAAGGAAUAACUUCGCUCGUUGGAUUGCAUAGCUUGAAUCUAUCAAACAAUAAUUUGAUCGGAAAGAUCCCUAACUUGAUAGGGGAUAUGAGGUCACUUGAAUCCUUUGAUGUUUCAACUAACCAACUCUCAGGCACAAUUCCAAGCGGCAUGUCAGCUUUAACAUCACUCGGUCAGUUAAACUUGUCACACAAUAACUUCUCUGGACCAAUUCCCACAGGUAACCAGUUUUUUACUUUUGAUUCAUGGAGUUAUGCUGGCAACCCAUAUCUUUGUGGAUCUCCUCUACCCAACAAAUGUGGUUAUUUGCAUGAAGAUCAUGGGAGCAGCGAUUUUGAGGAUGAAGAAAGCAAGUUAGAUAAGUUGGAAAAGUGGUUGUUUUACUUUGUCAUUGCAAUUGGCUUUGCAACUGGGUUUUGGGGAUUUAUUGGGACUUUGUGGUUCAAGAAAACUUGGAGGCAUGCUUACUUCAGAUGGGUGGAAGAUUUAGCCGACAUUAUCCAUGUCACAACUGCAAUAAGGAUGGCAAAAUUGAAGAAGUGGAUGAUGAUGAGAAACCGUGUUGUUGUUUGAUCAUGUGUUCAUGUGUGUGUUUUUACAAUAGAGCUAAUUAUAUUGUAAAAACAAGAGACAAUAUUUACAAUAGAGAUUGUCCAUAAUAGAAUUUCAGUUUUACAAAAUAAGUGUUACAUAUUUACUAAAUUACUUGGUUUAAGAGCUCUUGAAGUUCUAAUGGAUUGCUUAACCAUUGGCUCUAUAAAUAUGAGCA